Messenger RNA from Coturnix japonica (Japanese quail), 7493 nucleotides. It is a transcript of the gene ABL2, whose product is annotated as ABL proto-oncogene 2, non-receptor tyrosine kinase. The record is from RefSeq and is a predicted model, not a curated record. Gene Ontology annotation, molecular function: protein binding; ATP binding; non-membrane spanning protein tyrosine kinase activity. Gene Ontology annotation, biological process: protein phosphorylation. NCBI's taxonomy places the organism in Eukaryota, Metazoa, Chordata, Aves, Galliformes, Phasianidae.
GUGCUCAUACAUCUGCUAGGCUUAGUAUUUUCACUUGUAUCACUUCCACGUAGUUCAUGUGAAUGGCCCCGCUGCUCUGGAUGUGGAGUGGGAGAAUGAAUCAAUGGGGCGGUCCCCUUAAUGCAGGAUCUGUUUGGCAAUUGGCACAAAGGAAUUUCUCCAAGGAAACGGUUUGUUUUCCUCCUGCUGCUCACGUCAAAAUCGCUUCACUCGCAUUCCAUCCCUCCUCCCCAUCCCUGGUUUGUUCAGAGCUCUUUGGGAAGCUCCACCCUUCCUAACCAAACACUGCAGCCCCUUGCUCCUCCUCCGCCCCAUAGGCUGCCUUGCUUUCCCAUUGACCUCCACGUGCGGACCCAGCACUUCUUGCUGCAGUUAUUUGGCCUCCUGCUGGCUGUGCAGCACGGCAUGAUUGUGGGCACGGUCCUGUUCCAGCCCAGCAGCUAUGGCAGAGACAACAAGCUGCUCUGCUGCCUUGGCAAUGAUGGCUCUGAGCCUGCUGGGUCGAGCUUCACAGAGGCCCUGCACCGUCCCUAUGGUUGCGAUGUUGAACCCCAGGCGCUGAACGAAGCCAUCAGGUGGAGCUCCAAGGAGAACCUGCUGGGAGCCACUGAGAGCGACCCCAACCUCUUUGUUGCACUUUAUGAUUUUGUAGCAAGCGGUGACAACACGCUCAGCAUCACCAAAGGUGAGAAGUUGCGAGUCCUGGGUUACAACCAGAAUGGUGAAUGGAGUGAGGUACGUUCCAAGAAUGGGCAGGGCUGGGUACCAAGCAACUACAUCACACCAGUGAACAGCCUGGAGAAGCACUCGUGGUAUCACGGGCCGGUGUCACGCAGCGCAGCAGAGUAUCUGUUGAGCAGCCUCAUCAAUGGCAGCUUCCUGGUUCGUGAGAGCGAGAGCAGCCCAGGGCAGCUGUCCAUCUCGCUCAGGUACGAGGGACGUGUCUACCACUACAGGAUCAACACCACCUCCGAUGGAAAGGUGUAUGUGACAGCAGAAAGCCGGUUCAGCACGCUAGCAGAACUAGUGCACCAUCACUCCACAGUAGCAGAUGGGCUGGUGACGACUCUGCAUUACCCAGCACCCAAGUGCAAUAAGCCCACUGUGUAUGGAGUGUCCCCCAUCCACGACAAGUGGGAGAUGGAGAGGACUGACAUCACCAUGAAGCACAAACUGGGGGGAGGGCAGUACGGUGAGGUGUAUGUUGGUGUCUGGAAGAAAUACAACCUCACUGUUGCUGUGAAAACAUUAAAGGAAGAUACCAUGGAGGUGGAAGAGUUCCUGAAAGAAGCUGCUGUGAUGAAGGAAAUCAAGCACCCAAAUCUGGUGCAGUUAUUAGGUGUGUGUACCCUGGAGCCCCCUUUUUACAUCGUGACAGAGUACAUGCCUUAUGGGAACCUGCUGGACUAUUUACGGGAAUGCAACCGGGAGGAAGUAAGUGCUGUUGUGCUGCUCUAUAUGGCCACUCAGAUAUCCUCUGCUAUGGAGUACCUGGAGAAGAAGAACUUCAUUCACAGGGACCUGGCAGCACGGAACUGCUUAGUUGGAGAAAACCAUGUAGUGAAGGUGGCUGACUUUGGCUUAAGUAGGCUGAUGACUGGAGAUACCUACACAGCUCAUGCUGGAGCCAAGUUCCCAAUCAAGUGGACUGCUCCUGAGAGCCUGGCCUAUAACACCUUUUCCAUCAAAUCAGACGUGUGGGCCUUUGGGGUGCUGUUAUGGGAAAUUGCUACCUAUGGGAUGUCACCAUACCCAGGCAUUGACCUCUCUCAGGUGUAUGAUCUGCUGGAAAAGGGCUAUCGGAUGGAACAGCCGGAGGGAUGCCCUCCAAAGGUUUAUGAACUGAUGAGAGCCUGUUGGAAGUGGAACCCACCAGACCGACCUUCCUUUGCUGAGACCCACCAGGCUUUUGAAACCAUGUUCCAUGACUCGAGCAUCUCAGAGGAGGUAGCAGAGGAGCUUGGAAGAACAGCCUCCUCCUCAUCCAUUGUUCCUUACCUGCCCCGGCUGCCCAUGCUUCCCUCCAAGACAAGAACACUGAAGAAACAGGCAGAGAACAAGGAGAACAUUGAAGGAACACAGGAUACCCUGGAGCAUUCGGCAUCCAGCUCUGCACCAGGUUUGAUCAGAAGCACACAGCCAACAAGCGGGUCUCCCGCGCUGCCUCACAAGCAGAGGGACAAGUCACCCAGCAGCCUGCUGGAGGAUGCCAAAGAGACCACUUUCACCAGGGACAGGAAAGGUGGCUUCUUCAGCUCCUUCAUGAAGAAGAGGAAUGCUCCCACGCCUCCCAAGCGCAGUAGCUCCUUCCGGGAGAUGGAGAAUCAGCCCCACAAGAAAUACGAGUUAACGGGUAAUUUUUCAUCUGUUGCUUCAUUGCAGCACGUGGAUGGGUUCGCUUUUGCUCCCACGCAGCAGGACACAAACCUGGCACCACCCAAGUGCUACGGUGGGAGCUUUGUGCAGCGGACCUUCUACAACGAUGAUGGCACUGGUACCAGCAGCGGUGGGGGUGUGAGCACUGGUGGUGGGUGGUCUGGCAUCACAGGUUUCUUUACACCGCGCUUGAUUAAAAAGACACUGGGUCUACGACCAGGAAAGCCCACUGGCAAUGAGGAAGCAUCGAAGCCUUUUCCAAGGUCAAACUCUACAUCUUCCAUGUCCUCAGGGCUUCCAGAGCAGGAUAGGAUGGCAAUGACCCUUCCCAGAAAUUCCCAGAGGUCAAAAAUCCAGCUGGAACGGACAGUGUCCACCUCCUCUCAGCCUGAUGAGAGCACAGGGAGGGCAAACGACCUGCUGCCCAAAAGGUUUGAAGAAGGUUCCGCUUUGACCAGAGAAAGACCAAAAGCAAAACUCUUGGCAAGGGGUGCCACAGCUCUCCCUUUCCGAACCCCCUCCGGUUCAGAGGAAAAGGAGAUCGCAGGGCUAGCAGCAACUCCUAAAAGCAAAGAAAAAAACAGCGUCCCACGGCAAGGGGCCCUCGAGGAUGGCGAGAGAGCGGGGUGGUCCUCUCCGGUAAAGGCUGCAGCAAUACUUCCAACCACUCAUAACCACAAAGUGCCAGUCCUAAUCUCACCCACUCUGAAACACACUCCAGCAGAUGUGCAGCUUAUUGGCACAGACUCUCAGGGUAAUAAAUUUAAGCUCUUAUCUGAGCAUCAGGUCACUUCUUCCGGCGACAGGGACCGGCCCAGACGGGUAAAACCAAAGUGUGCUCCGCCUCCGCCACCAGUGACGAGGCUCCUCCAGCAGCCGGCUGCCUGCUCGGAUGCAGCAGAAGAGCUAAGCAACGCGGCGGGAGCGCAGCACGAGUCAAGUGAAGGGAGCAAGAAGGCAGCAGCAGCAGCAGCACCUGUCGGUGGGAAAUCUGGGAGGCCCGCGAUGCCUCCGCCUCAAGUGCCUCUGUCGUCAUCUUCCACCUCCCCAGUGAAAAUGGCCAACGGCACAGCUGGUGCAAAGGUAGCGUUAAGAAAGACCAAACAGGCAACCGAGAAAAUCCCAGCAGACAAAAUCAGCAAGGAAGCGUUGCUGGAGUGCGCCGACCUCCUCUCGAGUGCCAUCGCUGAGCCCACACCAAACAGCCAGCUGGUGGACACGGGGCAUCAGCUGUUGGAUUACUGCUCAGGCUACGUGGACUGCAUUCCGCAUACACGCAACAAAUUUGCCUUCCGGGAAGCCGUGAGCAAACUGGAACUCAGCCUGCAGGAACUGCAGGUGUCCUCAACAGCUGCUGGCAUCCCUGGGGCAAACCCCGUCCUUAAUAACUUAUUGUCGUGCGUCCAAGAAAUCAGCGAUGUGGUGCAAAGGUAGCUACUGUCAAUCUGGGUAAGAGAAAUACACCCGGGGUGGGGUGGGGGGGCUUUUUUCUGUACUGAUGCUUUCAAAAGGAAAGACUGAUACUUGAGUAUGUGAAGUACCUCAGAUCACUGAGUUCUCACGUUUACAAGUUCAUCUCAGAAAACGGGGAUGGAGAGGGUAGAUUCAAGCUGUAAGGGGCAGAACAUCGAGUAUUUGUCCCUACCUUGCCGGUCUGGUCCGCUUGGUGUGGCAAGGCGAGGAAGAUCCUUGCUCCUCCCUUUGAGAGGCAGGAGAAUCGAUGGCAGGUUCUCACUCUGGGAAGGACGGUCUGGCAGCCAGAAUGCUGGAGUGGCUGCUGGCCCCGUGGCUGCACAGACGCACCCCACCAGCACUAACACACGCUUCUGGGCUCCUGACAAGGUGAGGAAGGGCCCCGGGGCUCUGCUGGUACCAGCUGCUGAGCGGUCCUGGCUGGGCAGCUCUGAAGGAGCAGGCUGCGUGCAGCUGGGGGCAGGUCUAAUGCACUGACAGUAUUCAGAGCUGCUGGAGGUGGAUGCACUAGCCUCAGUGGCUUUACUUCCACAGUGCUGUUGCUGCUGUAAUGAGAACUGCAAAAUUAGUUAAUAUAUGAAAUUAUCCCUUUUCCCUCCUGUCCACCACAUCUUCCACAUGUUCUCGUCUUCAUUGUAGCUGAGGCAUCAGGAAUGCUGGGCAGACUUACCACUGGAAUUACCCCCUUCCCACCACACUGCCUUCACUCAGUCGAUUCCUAUUUCUAGUGGUGUAGCAUGAGUGCUGCUUGAUGGUCAUUGGUUGUGAGUAGUUUGGGGCUCUUGCACAACUUGCCAGUGUUGAUGGGAUGGGGUGGGGUGUUGCUUUUGGUUUUUUUUAAAGGCUCUACAUUGUUUUUAACUUGUUACCAAGUCAGCUCCCCAGUUCAGGUUCAGCACCUUGAGGCCCAUGGCAGGUCAGGCAGAACCUGUGCCACCAGCAGCCCCUGGCUGCAACGUGCUGACCUUCAGCAGGCAGGGCUGGAGCCGGGAGAACAGCCGGCCUGCCUGCAGGUGACACUGCACAGCCACAUCACAGCCCUUGCUGGGACUUGUUGCUCUCGCUUACCAGUCUUGCAGGCUUCCACCGUCCGGGGCUGUGGAGGUGACUGGGUAUGUCCACACGUGAGUCACGACCGUCCUGUUUUAGUUUAUGUUUUGACAACUGGACCAGAAUCUCCUGCUGUGUGAGCUGCGUUCUGCCUGGAACGUGACAGAGGCGUCAGGGCUGCACCUGGGGAGCUCCCAUGGAACACAGUGCUGGCAGUCCCAGAAGGCAGGAGGCCACGGGGCUGGGCUCCUUCCAUCCUGGUUGUUGUGGCCUCAGAAAGCUGCUGUGCAUGUGCACGGCGUGCUGAGAGCUUAAGGACUGGCGAGUACAGAGACCUCAACUACUUGUUGGUUAGAGAAGCAAACAGGCCUGAUAACCUGCAUCCAAAUACCCGUUACCCUGCAUGCUGCUGCUCACUUCACACUGUUUGUGAUGAUAGAGGAUCUGGCUUGCUUUGCACCUUAAAUCUUUGAUUUUAUUGUUUUUGCUAAAAUGCUUUUUUUGUUGUUUUUUUUUUUUAACUUGUUUUUAAAACGUAACUGUGCUGCUUUUAGGUUGAGUGUUUAGAGUUGAGCCGGGGCACAGGAGUGAAUUGAGAUGGUUGGCACUCAGGCAUCCUUUGUUUGCAUACAGGCAUCACCCUGUUGGUGCUCAGCAGCAGGAUGGGCCUCUUGUGCUUCACUGUCAAACCACAUGAAAUAACGAAUAAAACCCCAACCCUUCCACCCCAGCUUGUCCUGGAUCUCCACCUGCAGCUCCCUGGGGCACUGACCCAGCAGGGAGGCAGAGCACCUACCAGUUCUCUUGUAGACUUUACCAAGGGCUGCUGUGGUUUACCUUACCUGCUCCAGUCAUCUCUAUUGAACGUGUGCAUCGCUGCACAGCAGACUGGCUGCCUUUGGAAAGCUGACCCAUAAAGGGACAAAAUCUCAAGGCGCUGUUUCACGUUGCCUUCUUAACAGUCAGGAGGAGUGGAAGGGAUUGGGAGCUCCCUUGGUGUCAGAGGGGCUGGUCCUGUUUGCCCUGCAGACAAUCGUGUGGGUUCAUCGCUGUCGUGCUCUCAGCCCAGUCAAAACCGACUGGAACUGAAGCAGUUAUUCUCAGGGGAAAGGUAUUUUAACCAGAACAUUUGACAAGUGUUCUUCCAGUUCUGCUGAGUAUUUUAAAAGAAGCUUUUUUUACGUGUAUUAUUUCCUGAAUAUCGGUCUUCCAGAAAAGCUCCCACAGAAGUGACAGAAUAGCAAACGGUUCCUGGAGUUUCUAAUUAUCACAACAGACCCCUUCCAACUCCUUUGUACCCUACUUAAGGAACAAACCAUGCCCAGCACAGGGCUGCCUGCCCUCCCCGUGCUCGCUUUCUGCCUGCUGCCUGUUUUCUCCUCCCAUACAGAGAUAGUUGGCAGGACACAGCUGUGGGCAGUCAGAAGAGGCAGAAUUCACCUGCUCUCCCAGGAUCACACACAGCUGAGGCAGCUCCUCCACAUGUCCUUUCCCUCUUCUAGAUUUGCCUUUCUGCUCAGCCUUAAAGGUCUCAACCGUAGCAGCUUCUCUGCUUUCAGCUUUGCUCACAGUCUGUGUCAGGUACUGUAUGGAUGGCAAAGCCCUGUUACUUCUUCCAAUGAAGAGCAUCUCUUGCUCCACGCUGUGUGGAUGAGACAACCUCCUCUUGUAUUUCCUUUCUUCUCCGCUGUCACAAGGCCUCGUGUGGUGAAGAUGCAGCUGGGCUCUCACUUGCAUUACUGCAGCCUCGAAUUGAAGGCAGUCAUCUUUGCAGCAGGGUGGCAGACCAUAGUGCUGUGAGCUCAGAGCCCAGAGCAAAGCAGCGUGGGGCAUUUCUCUCCCUACCUCCCACGGGAGCAGCUCUCUGCACUGUACACCCUUCUUAACCCUGGGUACAGCAGUGCACGUGGCAGCGCACACAACUGGUUUGUACUUCUCACCAGUGCUGGCAGGGCUGAAUUAAGAGCUUUGGUCUUAGGAUUGCAUCAAACCUCAGAGCUGGGAGAGCAGAGCUGAACAGAGCAGCACUCCUGACGCAGGACACGGGGCUGUUCUCUCUGUUCCUUGUGCUCACAGAGGAGGCUUCUGAGCACCGCUGGCCCAGUGUCAGCAGGAGCAGCUGGUGCAGAUGGGCCGUGGGCACUGGGAUUCUCUCAGGCCUGGAGUGGAGAACCAGCUCAUCCCCUGGUGGUAGGAAGUGGCAGCUCCUGGGACGUAUCUGCAGUGCCUGUGGGAUGCCUGUACCAAAGGAGGUCAUCUUCCCAGCACGGUGUGGAGCCCACUCGGCAUGGCACAAUGUGGGUAUCAGUACUGAGCUCACAGAGGGCAGGAAUGGAUGAAAUGAAACACGUUAAUCACCAAUCACUCGACAGUGUUGUCAACUGUUUUGUUUUUAAUUGUUAUUGUAAUAUAUUUUGGUUGUUUUUCUAAUUUAAUUCUCUCACUAUCGUCUGACUGUGAACUACGAACAGUGUUAAACUUGAUGUAAAUAGGGCCCUCGGAAGGGCCUCUUUGCCUGUCGUUCCACAAAGUUUUGCCAAUUUGCAUUUUGUUUUAAAUAAAGGUUGCAAUAUUUUAUUGGCAAAAAACCACAA